Myxozyma melibiosi is the source of this 894-nucleotide messenger RNA. Its product is annotated as Pam16-domain-containing protein. Gene Ontology annotation, biological process: protein import into mitochondrial matrix. Lineage: Eukaryota; Fungi; Ascomycota; Lipomycetes; Lipomycetales; Lipomycetaceae. Bases 333 to 698 code for a protein of 121 amino acids. The record is from RefSeq and is a predicted model, not a curated record. The transcript is spliced from 2 exons. Gene Ontology annotation, cellular component: TIM23 mitochondrial import inner membrane translocase complex.
UCUCCAGAAGCCGGGCUCCGAGGCGAAAUCCACCAAUUCCCGGUUUGAGCGCACUGAAAACUCUAAUUCGAACCUCCCACUCGACGUUUAUUCGCGAAUUUUCGCUGCUGAUGGUGACUUUUGACUGAGUGGCUUUGAUUUGUUCAGCAACAGAGAGUCUGUUGAUAUUUAUUGAAGAGUCGAUUUGUGUUGAAGAGCGCGUGCUGAGUUUGUGCUGGGUAUAAUACUGAGCACUUGUUUCUUCUACUUUGUUGAUUUGUGUUUUGCCACGAGAUCCGGAGGUUGAGCGACAUCUACACCUAAACUACACUACAACUACAACUACAAGAGAUAUGGCCCACCGAAUUCUGGCACAGGUCAUCGUCACCGGCGCGCAGGUCUUUGGCCGGGCGUUCUUCCAGGCCUACAAACAGGCCGCAGCCACGAGCGCAACACAGACCGCGAAUGCCGCGAGAGAAGGCGGCCUCUCGGUCGAAGAAGCCUGUCGGAUCCUGCACGUCGAGCCCCAAAACCUGCAGCAGGUGGAGGUUGCGAAGCGGUUCGAGCACCUGUUCAACGUGAACAGCAAAGAGAAGGGCGGCAGUUUCUACAUCCAGAGCAAAGUGUACCGGGCCAAGGAGAGACUUGAUAACGAGCUGGCGAAGAACAGUCCGCCGCCUCCGCCGGGAGAGGCCGGGGCGAGUCCGACACCGAGCUGAUGAGGUGUGGGAGGGAGUCGAGUGAGUGAGAUGUUUGUAAAUAGCCUGAUGAAUCUACUCUUUAUUACUAUACUACUCUAUGCUGUUAUAUAGCUAUUCUAUGCUAUUACUAUUCUAUUACUAUUCUAUUACUAUUCCACAUCAUCUACACCCGCUACACGAUGUGGUAGCAGCUACUUUGCGUUAAACUCGAUGA